This is a messenger RNA of Diuraphis noxia (Russian wheat aphid), 920 nucleotides long. It is a transcript of the gene Lmpt, whose product is annotated as four and a half LIM domains protein limpet. NCBI's taxonomy places the organism in Eukaryota, Metazoa, Arthropoda, Insecta, Hemiptera, Aphididae. Gene Ontology annotation, molecular function: zinc ion binding; transcription coregulator activity. The record is from RefSeq and is a predicted model, not a curated record. Gene Ontology annotation, cellular component: nucleus; Z disc.
GUUUGUCACGCGCUUUUGGUUCAGUACCAGUGCAAACAUGUCCGUAGACGUAAUGACCAGCAAGUUCGGUAACAUCACGCUGAAGACCAGCACGCCCAAWAAGGAUCCGGGCGACGACGACGUGGCCAUCCUGUCUUCAUUUCUUCCGGAAUACCUGAUGAGUCCCGCGGCCAUAGCCAAGAACAAGACGUUCGAAUGUUCGAUGAAACGGGACUGCAGACUGGGAGACCCCAAAGCCACCCCUCCAGGAACGAAAAAGAUGGAGUACAAGACCAGACAGUGGCACGAGAAAUGUUUCAGCUGCGUUGUGUGCAAGUCGGCCAUCGGCACCAAGAGCUUUAUACCCAGGGAUCAGGAAGUUUACUGCGCCACUUGCUACGAGGAAAAGUUCUCUACCCGUUGUGUUAAGUGUGACAAGAUUAUCACUAGUGGCGGUGUGACAUAUAAAAACGAACCUUGGCACAGGGAAUGUUUUACGUGUAGCCAUUGCAGCACGUCGCUGGCUGGACAGCGUUUCACGUCCAGAGACGAAAAACCGUACUGUGGAGAUUGUUUCGGAGAGUUGUUCGCCAAAAGAUGCACUUCAUGUGUUAAACCGAUUACUGGAAUCGGCGGCACUAGAUUCAUCUCGUUCGAGGAUCGUCACUGGCACAACGAUUGUUUCAUCUGCGCCUCAUGCAAGACCUCACUGGUUGGCAGGGGCUUCAUCACCGACGCCGAAGACAUCAUUUGCCCGGAAUGUGCCAAGCAGAAGCUCAUGUAAACACGGCCGCACCUAAUCGACACGACCACCACCCCCGCACUCCAUCAUAUGACUAAACGUUAUGUUUAUCAACGCCGUCUUAACGUCACUAUAUAUAUUAUAUAUUUAUUAUAAUAAUAAUGCAAAACACAUACCUAAGAUAAAGAAAUUAGUUGUC